Cucumis sativus (cucumber) is the source of this 1952-nucleotide messenger RNA. Its product is annotated as arp2/3 complex-activating protein rickA. The transcript has 6 exons. The record is from RefSeq and is a predicted model, not a curated record. Lineage: Eukaryota; Viridiplantae; Streptophyta; Magnoliopsida; Cucurbitales; Cucurbitaceae. The coding region runs from base 386 to 1552 and encodes 388 amino acids. Gene Ontology annotation, molecular function: DNA-binding transcription factor activity.
AUGGGAAAAGGGGACCAAGAGACCUAGUCCUUAACUAUUUCCAUGCAAUAACAAGGCAUUGAGAAAAUUAAUAAAUAAAGUAGAAAAGUUGUAAAAUUAAUAAAAAUGGCAAAGAUUUUCUGAGAUUUGAAGUCUCAGUGUGGGGAAGAAACAGAUGCCUCAGCCUCAGCUCCUUCUUUAAUGCUUCUUCUGAUCUCUUUCUCUUCCUUCUCUCUCAACUUUCAAAAUCAUAAAACAAAAGAAAUCAAGGUAUUGCAUAGAGAAACAAAGUUAGCGAUAGACCCGAGGAAGAAGAUUCACAUAAACCCCUCAAUUUCAGUGCUUUUCUCAAAAUUACUUUCAACGAAAACAAAAUGUUAUUAGAGUAUAAUGUGAGAGAUAGGAGAUGAGGAAAACUCAAGCCAAACGACAGCGUAUUCCCCGGAGAGGACCUGGCGUUGCCGAGCUUGAGAAGAUCCUCAAGGAGCAAGAAAGCGGUGCCGCCACUGAUCAUCAACACACUUCUUCGCCCCACACUAAUUCUACUUCUACUGCUGCUACUACUACUACUCAUCCCUUGUCAUUAAACCCUCCACGGCCUCCGCCACCGCCUCCGCCUCCGCCGCUUGUUCAGAUAAUGACGCCGUCGCCGCCGCCGCUCCCGCGUGACUAUGUUGCUUGGUCGAAUAAUCUUCCGUUGUUUCCAACUCUUGAAUUUAUUCCCCCGCCUUAUCUGCCAACGGUCGUUACCGAAAAACCCUUGUUUCCGACGACACGAAUGUCGGAGUCACAGCUGAAUUUGGCUCCGUAUUUUCUCCCGAGUUUUCAAUACUCUGCUUCGUCCUUCAAUCCUGACCAAUAUUAUAAUCCGAUGGUGAAUGUUAAUCAAGGAUCUGGAUCAUCGUGUCCGUCAGCGACGUCAUCGUCGGCGGGGAGACAUUUUCGUGAAAUAGAGCACCCUUCAAGCCAAAUAUCUACGGAUUUCAACAACAUUUGGAACUCGCCGGAGGAAGAAGAAAAGAUGGUGAAUGCAAAGAGGGUGAUACCCUUUUUGGAAGAAAGCCACAGGGAGGAAGCAAAUAAUAAUAAUAACAAUAAUAUCAUAGAGAAGAUGAGAGUUGAAAACAAUAUUAUGGGAACCAAAGAUUCAUCUUCAUCUUCUUCUUCUUCCAUGGAAACUAAUUGCUCUCCAUUUCAUUUUCAUUCAAACUUCAGAGGUACAAAAAGGGGUUUAGGAGGCCAAUCAAGGAUGAGUAACACAAAAAGAAGUGGAAGGUAUCAAUUAGGAGAUCAAGAAAGCAAUUUGAUGGCAUUAGGAUCUUCAUCUUCCUCAGCUCCAAAUGAAAUUCCAACCUUCAAUAUUUUCCAUCUCCCCCAAGAAACCAUGGAGGUUCCACAGCAUAGAGAUGAAGGAGGAUGUCCCUCAGAUUACUACAAACUUAACUUCAACUCCUCCUUAUAUGAAUCAAACUCAAACACAAAGGGCAACAGAGAAGUUGGCAUGAUCAGCUCUGGAGCCGGAUCCGAAGCCGAAGCCGAAGCUGAAGGCAUCGAUCUGAAUUUGAAGCUGUAAUGUUGUUUGUUCUGAAGGAAUUAAAAAGCCUUGACAAAGAGAUAUUUCAAAGAUGUUUGUAACCGAAAAAAAUAUACAUACAUACACGAUUUAAGGCUCUCAAUUUCCUAUAUUAAUUUAGUUGUAGACUACCUGUAGUUUUAGUGUAGAGAGCUACAUUUGGAUAGAUGUUUCCCAAUGUCUUACUUUAGAGUUUCAAGAUUCUUUUAGGGAGUUCUUCUCUGAUGAAUUAUAUGUAAGAGAUCAAGUGGUGGGAGUGGAGCAGAGCAAAUAUGUAUAAAUGUAUGGUAAUUGACAUGCAUGCAUUUUGAGAUUGAAGAUUUAAAUGCACCUUGUUCAUUUAUUGUACUCUCGUCUUAGAGUGGAAGGUACUGUUUAGAAUAAAUAGAUGUCAAUCUCA